CAGGAAUUCUGCAUUUAUGGUGUGCGUGUGUCAUGAAAUGAGUAGUUUAGCUUUGGAUGAAAGUGCCUGGAUGGAACUGGAUGGAAACCAGGAGGCCACAAGGUCCUUGCCAGUUAUCGGGGUGGAUGAGGAUAAAGAGGAGAAGGAAUGGCACCCUACCCACCUGCGCACAACUGUCCUGCGUGCCUGUUCCCUGCGUCCAAAGGGAACCACAGGCACCAGCCAUGCCUAUGUUGUGAUCCAGCUGCAAAAGCAGAAGUUCCGGACAUCCACAGCACCACCCAGCCUGAGUCCUGAAUGGCAGGAGGAGUGUAUCUUGCAGCUGCCCAGUGUGCUGGACGACUCAGAAGAGCAGAGCCUCAUUCUUACCGUUAUGCACCAGUCCUUGCAUCAUUUCAACCAGUUCCUGGGCAGAGUCUGCUUGCCUCUAGCCCAGCUCUUUCAGGACAAAACAAAGAGAAGGAAUGAGUGGUUUGUGCUGCAGUCUCGGCCUGGAAAGAAGGAGAAGAUGAGAGGACAGUUGCAGCUCAGCCUCCAAUUCCUACAGAUCUCAUCACCACCCAGUGAGCCAGCACUUAAUUCUCGUGGGCCCUGGUCCCUCUUCACCAGAUUCUAUGGUAGCAAGAAGAGCAGGAGGUACAAGGUGUAUAAAGAAGCUCCAUCUAACUCAUCCAGCUUGACAAAUGAUGAGGAUUCAUCUUCUUCCAGCAUGAACCCUGAGCUAGAAGCUGCAGCAGAGAUGUCUGGAUCCAGGUUGGGCAGCUCCCUGCACAUGGUGGCAGCAACCACUUCUGGGAGAAAAACUGGCCCCAGCACUCAGAUGCAGAAGCUCAUCCCAUAUAACUACAAGGAACUCCCCUCGGAUGCAGGAUACCUGACAGCCCAUUCACCUUCUAUAAGUCAGUCAGAGCAUCCAAGUACCCUGGAGCAGUUUGGCAGCAUCUUUUCCCAAACACCCAAGAAAAAAUCUAAGCCUCUGAAAGAGGAGAGAAGUCCAGAGGCAGCAGGCAUUUGUAUGGAGGCCUGGCAAACCUCUCUUCCAUCACUCCAUGUAGCAGGACCCAGCGGCAUCGCAGCUCGGGCACAGACUGUCCACAUCUCCACAGUGAGCCUUCAUCAGACCACCCACAGCCCCACUGCCAGCUCCCUGACCAGCCACUUCCGCAGAUGCCAGCUGAGACUCCACAGGAGCUGUCAAUUCUGUCUUCAGUGUUUGGGCCAGGGCUCCAGCUCUGUCUCUACCUCUUCCGGCGAAAGAGACUAAUUGAAGUAGCAGCCAGUUGUGUACAAAUGCAUCAUAUUUAGGCAAUAUAUGUGUAUGUGAGCAUGGCUA
This is a messenger RNA of Hemicordylus capensis (graceful crag lizard), 1333 nucleotides long. Its product is annotated as rab11 family-interacting protein 2-like. Bases 17 to 1264 code for a protein of 415 amino acids. Lineage: Eukaryota; Metazoa; Chordata; Lepidosauria; Squamata; Cordylidae. The transcript has 5 exons. Gene Ontology annotation, biological process: regulated exocytosis. Gene Ontology annotation, molecular function: small GTPase binding. The record is from RefSeq and is a predicted model, not a curated record. Gene Ontology annotation, cellular component: intracellular membrane-bounded organelle.